CACCCUAUCUCUUGUAUAUGAUAUAUUUGAUUGCUUUUUUUCAAACUCAGAUUCUAUUUACUUUAUUUUGUUUUAUUACUUUUUUAUGGCAAUUUUUUUGUGCUUGAUAUAUGUUAGAAGAAACUUUGUUUCAAUUGUUUAUAAGUGAUUCCAUUUUUUUUAUUUUUCUGGUUCAUAAGUGUUGUUUCUUCUUAUAAUAGAACUAUAGUUAUAUAUUAAAACAAUUCUGAGUUAUCACUCGAGGUGUAUUGGUGUUAUGAAAAUGCCUGUACCAAAAGGACCAUAAAAUUGUCCAGAAUACAAGAUUAACAUGAUUGGGCCAACAAUUGCAAAGGGAACACCACAUUCCACUUGGAUCUUGUACUAUGAAGUUGAAUGCAACAACUGAGAUGAUGCCAGUAACAUAGCCCAACUUCACUGAUAUUCACCCUUUUGCACCAACUGAACAGGCUCAAGGUUAUCAAGUAGCUACUUAGAUGUUUAAAUGGUUCUUUUUAAAUUCUUAUAAAUGAUCUUUGGCUUGAAAAUAUUUGAGAGAAGAGAUUUUUUAAUUUUAUUUUCUGUGUCUAAACAAUAAAAUUUGGUGUUAGGAAAUGUUCAACAAUUUGGGUGACUUGCUGUAUACCACCACCGGGUUUGACUCCUUCUCUUUGCAACCAAAUACUGGAGUUGCAGGAGAGUAUGCUGGGUUGAUGGUUAUUCGAGCAUAUCAUUUGCAUUAUAUCAGCAUUGCACUGGAAGAGGCCAUAGACGCUGCUGUUACCAAAAGAAACGACCUUGGUGAUGUGGGAUCCGGCAAAUUAGACAUGUGGGAAUCGGUAUCUGGUGUAGUUGUAGAAGAAGAACAAAACCAUGUGAUGGAGAGUAGCAGUAGAAACUGGAAUAACAAAAACGAAUGCAUGUUUCUUUGUUCAUAACGAAAAGCAAUUAAGGAGCUCAUAUUAUAGUGUAACUAGCAAGUGGAGUGCUGCUAUCUAACCUUUAUUUUGAUGAUCAUGCUCUCCAAAUGCACAUUCUUUAUUAUUUUAGCAAACCUUUGUUGAUUUCUUUUAGAAAGGGACUUUAUAUAUUUGAAAGAAUCUAUUUGAGCAUUCA
Arachis stenosperma is the source of this 1095-nucleotide messenger RNA. RefSeq lists its product as uncharacterized. The record is from RefSeq and is a predicted model, not a curated record. The transcript has 3 exons. Gene Ontology annotation, cellular component: apoplast; glycine cleavage complex; mitochondrion. Gene Ontology annotation, molecular function: glycine binding; pyridoxal phosphate binding; glycine dehydrogenase (decarboxylating) activity. The coding region runs from base 594 to 917 and encodes 107 amino acids. NCBI's taxonomy places the organism in Eukaryota, Viridiplantae, Streptophyta, Magnoliopsida, Fabales, Fabaceae. Gene Ontology annotation, biological process: glycine decarboxylation via glycine cleavage system.